Messenger RNA from Rubroshorea leprosula, 3203 nucleotides. The record is from the annotation of a GenBank genome assembly. Lineage: Eukaryota; Viridiplantae; Streptophyta; Magnoliopsida; Malvales; Dipterocarpaceae.
CAUUUAACCAAAAGUAAACGACUCCACCUUAAUUGAUGCCUGGUUGUGCCACUGAAGAGCCAUUCUCAUCAUCUGUUUAUUUCGAACGGGCUUCAUUCUCGUUAGGCGUGAGUGCUCACGGUGGUUGCACCAAGGACAUGCCAAAGGAGCAAAAGCAACCACAACACCAAAGUCCACAUAUGCCGGAGGGAAAAUGCUUCAAAGCCUUACCUUUUCACAUUGCAGUCUGGAUUGUUGCUGCCAAACCAAAUCCGUCUAAGACUGUUGCUGUGCCACUGUUGCUGUGCCACUGCUACUAUGCCACUGCUGCUGCACCACGGCUGCUGUUGCUGCACCACUGCUCUGCAACUGCUGCACCACUGCUCUACAACUACUGCGCCAUUGCUCCGCCACUGCUGUGCCACUACGCCGCCACUAAUGCGCCACUACUCCACCAUAGCUACUGCUGCGCCACUAUUGCUGUUGUUGCUCAAAGUCAAAGUGGAAGUGUAUAUUUAGAUAUUUUGGUGGGGAAUGGGGACGGGGGCAAAAUCUGUCCUUCGUCAAAAAUCCCCGCAAGGAUCCCUGUCCCCGUCAUUCGCAGGAACGGGGACGGGAGGGACUCUCCGGCCCUGUGGCCCUGCGGGGCCCCGUUGACAUCCCUAAUUGCAGCACUCACUCUAAAUCUUCUUCCUCCUCCCUCCGUUCCAUUCCGCCUCUUCAACUCCAACUAUUUCACCAAAACCAGAAAUCGAAGGGGCGUUACCAUUCUAAAAUGCACCGCGUGCGUAACUAGUGCUCGCCUUCGAUCUUUUCGUUGGAAUUACGCUGAGAAAAAAAGAAUCAAAUGGCAAAUUGGAUCUCCUCGAAGCUCAAAGCCGCUGAAACAAUCCUUCAACAGGCAUUUUUCUCAUCCUUUUUCUGUUUGCGCAGGCGAAUAUAUCGAUCAGCAAGCGGCGGAGUCGCUUGGGAAGACUGAGAGGUCUGGAUCGGAUGAGUUGAAGUUAGAUACUUCAACGAAAUCGAGUGGUGUUGUUUCUUUAAAGGAUCAGCUAAAGAAGAAAACGCAGAACAACAAUGAUUACCAAGGGAAAUUAGAUAGUGAUUCUAAUGUUAACUCUGUUCAUAGUAAUAAUAGUUAUGUGAAUACUCAAAGUCGGGAGAAAGAGAUUGCUAGUUCUCCAAAUUCUUCACCUACACCGAAACCUAAGGCUACUCUUACGGAUAGUGAUUGGACUGAACUCCUUGGUACAUCUAAUCAGGGAACAAGCCCCUCAGGGAAGCGGAACAAUGUGGUGUCUGUGAUUCGUGGGUUGAGGAAAGAUGGUAAGAGGCCAGGGAGUUCAGUGCUGGAGGCAAAGAGGAAUCAGAAGAGUAGUAGUAAUGCGGUUAAGUAUGUUAGGAGGUCCGACAUUGCAUUGGGAACUAAGUUAAUUGGGAAGCCAAGUGAUGGUGAAGAGUCUAGCUCUUCCGGGAGGCCUUCAAGUGUUGAUAUGCAGAAUGAUGGUAAGAACUCAGAAGGGCUAGCAUUGGAUAAAGUCUCAGUCACAAACCUUUCAGGAGAAAGAAAAGAUGAGAUGGUUGAAGAAAAUGGUGGAUCAAAUUCUAAAGACCUAUUAUUGGAUGGUCUUUCAUUGUCUCUAAGCAAGAAUCACUCUUUGGAAAAGCUGGCAGGAAUGGGAAAAGUUGCUGGAGCAUCUGAUGGGAAGACAGAGGUGGCUGAUGCAUGUAAUAAGCUAAGAAGUUCUGUAAAAGAGAAAACCAAGUCCAAUGUUGCAGUCACUAUGGCAGUUGCUAAUGAUUUAAAAAGAAGCUCUUCUUUUACAAGUAAUGGAAGCUCUGAUUCCAAUACAGAUUCUGGUUCAACAUCUGACUCUGAAAGCGAGCGUGAGAGGGAGGAAAGGAGGAGGAGGAGGGAGAGGCUUCUAGCUGAGAGAGCAGCAGCUAAAGCUGGGGAGGCCAUCAAAGAACGCGAGAAUAUUGUUGCCAGAUUGGAGGGGGAGAAGCAGAGUUUAGAGAAAAUACUUGAGGAACGAGCCAAACAACAGGCACAGGAGGCUUCGGAGCUGCAGACAACUAUGAUGGAAAUGAUGGAAGCUGUUGAAUUAGAAAAACAGAAACAUAAUAAUACUCGAAUGGAAGCCCUCCAACUAUUGGCUAAACUAGAGACUGCAAAUGCUGAUCUUGCAAAGUCACUUGCUACCAUGCAGAAGAAACUUGAACUAGAGAUUGAUCAAGUAGCAGAACUUCGGCAACAAAUAGAGUUGAAAGAAGCAGCACAUGAAGAACUCAGGAGGAGGAUCUCCAGUACUCAUCAACCUGGAACUUAUCUAAACCUGUUCACAGCCUCAAAGGGUGUCGAGUUUGAGUGCAAGAUUCUUGAGGCAGAGUACUCUCUCGUAACUGAUAAAAUAGGACAAUCACAACAGAAGGCAAAAGAACUGGAGGCUAAUAUUGAACUUACAAGGAAAGAGAUGGAGGAACCCACAGAGGUAGAAAUUGAGCUCAAGCGGAGGCUUGGACAGCUGACUGAUCAUUUAAUUCAGAAACAAGCUCAGGUUGAGGCACUCUCUUCAGAAAAGGCAACUUUGCUGUUCAGAAUUGAGACGGUUUCAAGAAUGUUGGAGGAGAGCAAGUCCAAUAUAAAUGGUGCCUCAUCAAGGGAUCUGGAAUCAGGGACAUGGAAGCUCUCUGAUUCAAAGCUGAAACCUCUUCAAGACAAAAUUCGUUCUGGAAAGAUGCAGCUGGGAUCGUUACUGCUGCAGUUGGAUGCCAUUUUCUCUGCUGGCGUUGUUUUCUUGAGAAGGAAUCCUACAGCAAAAAUGUGGUCUCUCGUCUACCUUUUCUGCCUUCAUUUUUGGGUCCUAUACAUUCUAAUGUCACAUUCACGGGUAUCAAAUGAAGCAAGGUCUGGUGCUGUUAUAUCCUUAGAAAACAUCAAUAACACUGCCGGUAUAUGAUUUAAGAUCAAAAUGGUGCGUUACUUCAUGAUCUAUUUGUUUUAACUCAACUUUUAAGAGGCUCCCACACCCAUCAAAACCCAGUAGUGCAGGUUGCAUUUGUUCGAAAUGUCAAAUUACCUGUGAGAACUUAAUGCUGUUAGUUCAAUUACUGUCCAACUGACCUAGCCUAAACACCUGAGACUCUUAAGGAGAAGAAAAAUUUUUAUGACAAAAAGAAAUUUAUCUUGUAUCACAAAUGUAUAGUAAAUCAGACCAAAUGAA